This is a messenger RNA of Penicillium soppii, 2451 nucleotides long. RefSeq lists its product as uncharacterized. NCBI's taxonomy places the organism in Eukaryota, Fungi, Ascomycota, Eurotiomycetes, Eurotiales, Aspergillaceae. The coding region runs from base 1 to 2451 and encodes 816 amino acids. The record is from RefSeq and is a predicted model, not a curated record. The transcript is spliced from 2 exons.
AUGGAUUCCCACCCGCAUAGCUCGGGAGCUCUCAGCAUUCCGACCUAUUCAAGCACUUCUACCACCCUUCGUUGCUGCUGUGGCCGCAAUGAUUGCGCUUUGCUUGAGCAUAACAAUAUAGCGCUUGAGGGUCUGGAAAAAGAUCUUGAGACAGCGGCAAGACUCGGUCAGGUACGUAUCAUUAAAUAUCAGCCCAAUUUUUGCGAUGCAGUUUGGUUGGACUGCGCACGUCAGUGUAUCAGUCUUAAUUUCAUACUCUCAUGGCCGCCAAAUAUCGAUCUCCCAUUCUUUCACAUUGCGUUGGCGUCCGUCAUGGCUACCUUUCACGAUUAUACUGCCGAGGCAGGAUGUUUGGGGCCGUCCUCGCUGACUUUUUCUUUACAGGCCUUGCUCCAUCGUCAUGAAAGUUACAUGGCUGAGGCGGAAGAGGACCGUCACCGCUUGGUCACCAGCAUUGACGAUCUAGAGCGCGAAAAGAAAGAAGUGCAGGCGGAAAACGCGCGCAUUAUCGAAGAAAAUCGCAGCUUGUUGGAGCAACUCGACGCCCUCAAUAGAGCCGUCGCCGAGUCUGACGACCAUGUCAAGUCCCUCACCAACACGUUAGAAAGCACCGAGUGUGAGCUGCGAAGAUUGACGGUGGCUGCGACGCGCGCUGCAGAGCUUGAGGCGCAGUUAGCUCUCAUGGAGACCGAGCAGUCGAAACUCCAGGAAAGCCUUACUUCCGCGCGCGAAGACGAGAAAUCGGCCCUCCAGCGGUGGAGGCAAGCAGAGUGCAACGUGCGUGACCUUCAUGAUCAAGUCGACCGCAUCGAAAAAGAAGCACGCGAAGAGAGCGAACGACAUACCGAGCUGGUAGAGCGCAUGGAGCGGAAGAGGGCCGUCGAGCGCGAGCUGGAUAAUGCAGCUGGGCGUCUCAAGGGCGCCGCUGCAGCCUCCGAAUUAAAUCGCAACGCUGGUGGCACCAACGUGGUGUCCCGCUUUGUCAAGGAUAUACUACAGGACAACGCCAAUCUGCAAGUUGGGAUCAUAGAGCUACGCGAAUUACUUGACAACUCGAACGAAGAAGUGAAAAAUCUACGGGAACAGGUCAUGUCUCAUCAGCCGCUGGCCGGCGUCGAUGAAGAAAAUGCGCAGCCCAGGUCUUCCACAACUCUGAGCGAGGAGCUUGAAGCAAAAGAAGAACGCCGCGUGUCCCAGGAAUUCCAUAUACACCACCACUACCAUACACCAACGCAAGCUGCAAAGAAAGAGAAAGCUCCGCUGAAUCGCCGUGUCAAGAAACGCCGUCCUGCUCUGGGAAGCCCGGUUGCAAUGCACUCUGCCGUCCGAUCCCAGUCGCCUCGAAGAGUCCUCCAUCGUUCUCAGUCUUCCGGUUCAUCGAUGUCAACUAUCCUGUCCCACACUUCUGUCUCCAUCCCACCUCAAUCGUCCCGCCGCUGGUCAUUACAAUCACAUGCGCCAGACUCACUGGCAAGCUCUCCACAGUCCGCGUUUCGACCAUCGUCAAUAUUUGACCGCGUUGAACGUUGUUCUGAAUUCUCGCAACCUACCAGCCCCGAAAGUACUGUGUUUUCCUCUCCUUUGAUGGGAGUACGGAACUUGAAGGGUCUUGAUAUGUCUUUCCGUCCGAUGGGUGGCUUUGAUGAUAACGAUCCCGAGUCUAUGCCUUUCGAAGAUGAUAUCUACAGCCGAGAUUUCCACAAUCCAGGCGACAAUAAUAGACAACCCGCCAUCCCAGAAGAAUCCGAGUCAUCGCCAUCUGUGGCCUACUUUGACACAUCCGUACAGGCCCCUCGCCCAGUCCCCGACGAUGACAUUUGUAACAUGCACGUACAGCCCUCAGGAAUACGCAGAUCCUCUUCACACGACAGUUUACUCUCCGUUGCAGGGAUGGACAUCCACACGCCCCAAACCCGCCACCUGCGAAUGGGCGACUGGCACCCCGGCAUGAAAAUCCCUCGACGCAUUCUAUCCCCCAGCGUCGAAUUAGUCUCAACACCCCCAAUCAUCUCCGCCCCCUCCAUCCAAGCAGACCGCGCCACAAGCUCAACAUACACAUCCCAAUCACUCCUCGCUUCGAUGGCCGUAGGAACCAAAUCUGAUACGGCCUCCGUCGUAUCCUCAGACAGCACCAGCACAGCCUCAACAACCACAGGCCGCAAAGCCACAUUAGGCCGCCGCGUCGGAGGCUGGGUCCUAGGCAGGUGGGGCAUGGCACCUGUCUCCGGUGACCCACAUGAUCCAGCAGACUCGCCCAAUACAUCUGUCGCCUCUUCCCCUUCUACAACGACCCCCGUUCUCAAACCAGACCCUCUGGCUCUCCGCUUCAGAUACCCAGGCGUGAACCAGAAAGGCCCGAUAAUGGGCUUGCGACCGCCACCUGCUGCGCCGGUUUCUCUCCAUCCGACAGGACUAGAUGAGGAUUUGCUGCGGGAGAGUUUGGCCGAAUAG